AUGCCGCCCAAGCCCGUGCUGAGGAUCUCCCGAACUCAGAUCCCGCUAGUGCCGGCCUACGCCAUCACUGUUCACGGGAGUCAGGGUAAGACCUUGCCGGCGGCCAUGGCCGACUUCAACGUGGACAGGUGGACGGACAUCACCUUCGGAACCGUGGCCGGCAGCCGCGUGAGGAGCCGUGAAGAUAUCCACAUUUUGCGGCCGUUCCCGCUCUGGCUCUUCCAGCGGGGUGCGCCAGAGGGGCCAGAGUUGCUGCUGAAGACUCUCCGAGGUGAAAAGAUUGAUUGGGUCAACUACCGCGAGGCCCGCGCGCCCAGCGCGCCGUGCCAACAAUGCAAAGAGGUUAAGCCUUUCGACUACUUCGCGGACGCCCAGUGGGACAAAGCCAGAGCCAACCUGCCUGCCACUUGUCUGACUUGCAUUCAUAAGGAUGGAGGCGCCAAGGCGCCUGCAAGCCGCAAACUGCCUUCCAAUGUUGAGCGGCUGCGCUGCAUUUGCUGCGGCUUCGAGAAAGUGGAGCACGCGUUUCCCCGAGCUCAACUUCGGCAGCCUCGUGCAGAAGUAAGGCGAAAUUGCAUCGCGUGUUUGAAGAACGUCUCGGAGUUGACUUGCUCGCAAUGCGCAGAGGUGAAGCCGCUGAAGGAGUUCCACCUAUCUGCGUUUGACGCGGCCGUGGACGCCGCUGUCAAAGUUGCCAGACGCGUGGCGCGGCAAGGCUCCUCGGACUCCGGGCCGGAUGGGAGAAAUUUUGGAGGCUGCGCGGCUUUUCUGCCCACGUCUUCUGCCGUCUACAUCAACCAACGCUGCCCCAACUGCGCGGCAGAUCGCAAACGGGGCGAACGUACUUGUCUCAGAUGCAAGAGGAAAUGGAGCGAGAAUUCGGCGGAAGAACAGAUCCGCAAACGAUUCUGCCCGAAUUGCCGCUAG
Molecule: messenger RNA, 927 nt
Organism: Effrenium voratum
Lineage: Eukaryota; Dinophyceae; Suessiales; Symbiodiniaceae
Source: the annotation of a GenBank genome assembly